This is a messenger RNA of Nyctereutes procyonoides (raccoon dog), 1088 nucleotides long. RefSeq names its product Y-box-binding protein 2-B-like. Lineage: Eukaryota; Metazoa; Chordata; Mammalia; Carnivora; Canidae. Bases 95 to 607 code for a protein of 170 amino acids. The record is from RefSeq and is a predicted model, not a curated record. The transcript is spliced from 2 exons.
UCCCAGCCCGGCGCCUUCGCGGACCCCACUCUCCCGCCCUGGGUCUCACGCUCGCGCAAACCCGAGCAGGGGGGUGAGGUGGGGGGUGGGGGCGAUGCGCGAACGGGAAGCCCGGCGAGGGUUUAGGGGAGUGAGGCGAGACGGCAAAACCACCCCGUUGAACUCGCCGUCAGGCGGCUGCCGAAACUGGGGCUGGGUGCGGCGGAGCGACGCGGGGCGAGCCGCGGGCCGCCGGGGGAUGCCGCAGGGGCCCGCGAGGGCGGCGCGCGCGACCGUGUCAUCUCGGCUCCGCUGCGGGUCGACACCGCGGGGGCCGGAUGGGGGCAGUCGACUGCGUCCCGACCGGGGUCCCGGCCUCCCACAGCCCCCCGGGGACUCCGGGCCCCCAGCCGGCUUAGCGAGGGGCGCUGCCCGCCGUGCGCCACGUGUCACUUCUGAGGUGACUGCCACCUCACUGCCCACGGCCGCCCACGGCCGCCCACGGCCGCCCACGGCCCCCCGCGCCCCGCGCCGUUUCCAGGUCGGGUUGCUCAAACCCUUGCACCCCCGCCCCCCGCCGCCCCAGGCCUUUGCUUCAGCCUUUGCUUCAGCCUUUGCUGAGGGCUAGAACGAAAGCAAAGACGCCCCGAGGGAGCCACACCUUCCCCUCAGAGUAACUCCCCGGGAAGAAAGAGAAGUGUGGGGGCCGGCCGUGUUCUGCUUGUGUGAGCGAGGACCCGGCGAGGUAGUGACCCAGAGAAGUACGCUUCGUAAGCGACUAUCCGAAAAGCCACCUGACGGUUCAAGAGUACGUCCUUAUCAUCAGCAUACAGUAAAGAGGAGAAAAGAAUUAUCUUUCAAAUAAAUCGCUGAUCGCUAAAACAACCCCUGGCGCUCCCUUCUGACUUCAAUGAACUAUGCAUCUGCAAAUUUAAAGGCAGAGCAAAACGCUUAUGAACGGUCUUUCCACAUUACUGUCCUUUGUUUUACAGCAGGGGACCCUAAAAACCUUGUAGUUCUGGCUGAUUUGUUCAUGAUUUAGCAUUACAUCAUGGACUCAAAUUUCCGCAGCUGGAAGAUAAAGGAUAACUUGGCUAUACGGUCUAAUG